This is a messenger RNA of Caenorhabditis elegans, 410 nucleotides long. RefSeq names its product Phorbol-ester/DAG-type domain-containing protein (gene F48G7.9). The transcript has 2 exons. The record is from RefSeq and is marked reviewed. Gene Ontology annotation, molecular function: diacylglycerol binding. Lineage: Eukaryota; Metazoa; Nematoda; Chromadorea; Rhabditida; Rhabditidae. Bases 12 to 389 code for a protein of 125 amino acids.
UUUCAGAAAUUAUGUCAAUAAUUCUGCAAUUGCAAACUCCACACGUAUCCAAUACAUACGAUGGUUCGAAAGUUCAUGAGGUGGCUGGUCACAAGUUCAGAGCUGCAGCUCUACUUCAACCAACUUGUUGUGCUUUUUGCUCCAAGAUUAUAUAUGGGCUUGGAAAACAAGGAUAUAGGUGUCUAGGUUGCGAAACAGUAGUGCACAAGAAAUGCCACGCCUCCAUGAUCACAUGUUGUGUUUAUGAUUCCUCGCGCCGUUCGUCACUGGCUUCAGUGUCCACGAGUACAAAAAAUUGGCCAUCUAAAUCUUCAUCUGCGCCCUCAUCUCCUACAGCCGGCUCAACUGCUAAAAAAGAAUACGAAAAAGUUAAAUUGUCAAGGAAAUGAAUAAAAAUUGGUGUUUUUUUU